Molecule: messenger RNA, 1616 nt
Organism: Prionailurus viverrinus (fishing cat)
Lineage: Eukaryota; Metazoa; Chordata; Mammalia; Carnivora; Felidae
Gene: R3HCC1
Product: R3H domain and coiled-coil containing 1
Exons: 8
Coding region: 71-1432 (453 amino acids)
Molecular function (GO): nucleic acid binding
Source: RefSeq, a predicted model, not a curated record
CCUGGGAACUGAGGGACAACAAAUAGCUUCAGAGAGAUUGGGGCUGGGGUGGGGACCCUCCACACCAGGGAUGGCACACAUGGAGGCCAAUCAGGCUCUCCCACCUGUCACCCUGGCCCUUCUUUGCUUGGACGGCGUCUUCCUCUCCUCCGCCGAGAAUGACUUUGUGCACCGCAUCCAGGAGGAGCUGGACCGCUUUCUGCUGCAGAAGCAGCUGUCAAAGGUACUUCUUUUCCCCCCACUCUCCAGUCGCCUCCGGUACCUGAUCCACAGGACAGCAGAGAAUUUUGAUCUUCUGAGCAGCUUCUCUGUUGGGGAGGGCUGGAGGAGAAGGACAGUCAUCUGUCACUUGGAUAUCAGGUUACCCAGUUCAGAUGGACUCUCUGGCCCCUGCCACCCUCCUGCCUCCCAGCCUAGCAAGCACCGAGGACCUCGGCCCACCUCAAACCAAGGAGCACCUGCUGGUCCUCGGGGGGCGCGGGCUGGCCGGUGGCAUCGUGGACGCAAACCAGACCAGGCUUUGUAUGUGCCCCGAGUACUGCGCAGGCAAGAAGAAUGGGUACCACCCUCUACCCAAGGGCUCAAGGGAGAUGCUCCAGCUGGUGGGCUCCUGGAAGAGCCUGGAAAUGUUGGUGCUGAGGACCUCAACUCUGAUCAGGACCUCCCUGUGUUGACAACUCAGGCACCUGAGGACCUACAGGGCCCAGACCAACGCUGUGACAAUGAACAGCUACUGGACCUAGUUGGCAUUGAGUCCCCACAGCCCGAGAGCCACUCAGGGACAGGACAUGGGUUGGAGAUGGCCACACAACUUGGGUCCAGUCUGAGGCUGGACUCAGAAGAGGCGAAUGGGAGUGAGGUGGAGAAGAGCCUGGCAGAGGAGGAAGAAGCAGAGUUGGAAGAAUUGGGGCUUGGCAGCUGCUCCGAGGAUGAUUACAGUGAGCUGCUACAGGAGAUAACAGACAACCUGACUGAGAAGGAGAUUCAGGUAGAGAAGAUCCAUGUGGACACGUCCUCCUUCAUGGAGGAGCUGCCUGGAGAAAAGGAUUUUGCCCACGUGGUGGAGAUCUACGACUUUGAGCCGACACUCAAGACUGAGGACCUGCUGGCAGCAUUUUCCGAGUUCCAAGAGAAGGGGCUCAAGAUUCAGUGGGUAGAUGACACGCACGCGCUCGGUGUCUUUCCCUGCCUGGCCUCAGCCGCUGAAGCCCUGACCAAGGAUUUCUCUGUGCUCAAGAUCCGGCCCCUUACGCAGGGAACCAAGCAGUCAAAGCUGAAAGCCUUGCAGAGGCCAAAGCUCCUGCGUCUGGCGAAGGCGAGACCACAGACAAAUACAGCGGUGGCCAGGAGGCUGGUGGCCCGGGCCCUGGGGCUCCAACACAAGAAGAAAGAGCGGCCUGCGGUCGAGUCUUCUACCUCCCUGAGGCCCUGAGAGGCCCAGCAAGCCUGGAUCGGUGGCCCCAGGACGAAGCUGGUGCGCCAACACCACAAGCCUUUAUAGACACCGGAACAGCCCUGCACUAUUUGUCAGGGUGUCCUUGUUGGGUGUGGUGGGCUUUAGUUUGGUCUAGUUCCGGAAGCUGAGAAAAAAUAAAAACCCGACAGUUGUUUCCAAA